AUGGCGCCCAAGAUGGGCCACGGCCACGGCCGUGCUGGCGCAGGGACUACCGCUCCGGCACGCAAAGAGCCUGCCGACUCGCUUGAUCUUACAGGGUUCAUCAGCGCCCUCGAACAGGAGAUUGGCGACCUGCACAGCACGAUCAAACACCGACGCGAUGACCGGGUCGAAAAGGCAUAUCAGCGCGUCCCGCGCGACAUGCGCCGCCGGACGGCCAGCCACAAUGCGCGGCGCGUGCCACGACGGCUGCGGCAACAGGCGCGUCGGGCCCACGCGGCCGACAACACACCGACGGUCGCUUCGGGGCUGGCCAAGCGUAAGAAAGCAUGGCCAGCCAGCGCGUGGGUGCACGAGAACACGAAGAAGCGGAUCAAGCUUCAGCAGGAAAAGAAGCUGGCGCGGGGGGCGGGAGGAGGAGGCGGUGAUGAUGCGAACGAUGUAGCGGAAGAGGAGGAGGAGGAGGAGGGCGCCGAACACGACAAAGACGAAGCGGCGGUGUUGGCUUGCCCCCACCCACCGAUCGCCAUCAAGAACCUCAGGCUGCCGACACAUCGCUGGCAGGCGAAGCGCGCACAGAUGGACAACCCGGGCUUUUUGUGGAACACGACGCUCGUGCGGACCCCCGCCAACAAGACCUACCGCAUGUCGCUGCGUGCUGCCGGCCUCAAACCGGGCAUGUGCACUUGCUGGGACACGAGCUACAAGCCGACCAUCGAACUGUGCGGACCAUCCAAGCAGCUCGACGAGGCACUCGCCAUUGUCGUCGAGCCGCAUCUCCUCUCGCCCUCUCUGCGGAGCGGAAUGUCGUGUGUGGACGUGAAGCUGCCGAGGUCUUUCUCCUACCAACAGCAACAGCAGAACGUCUCCAGCCAAGGCUUUGAGCUGAGUGGCCCAGGCAACUGCGGCGCCAUGACUCUCUUCUACAACCCGACGACGACGGCGACAACAGCUGUCGACACGGGUUCUCACGCACACCCGACAAACGACGAGACCGAGCGGUGCGCCUUCUUGCGCCUGCACCCCACCCUCUUCUCCCACGUGUGGACGACUCUCAACAACGAGAUUGCCCGCAAACAACUGUCGGUUGUUGUCCGCGACUUCCGCUUAGAAAUCGGCAGCAUCGAUCUGACGGGCAGCGGCGCCGCCGAGAUGCUGGCUGCCACACUCUACCCCUACGAGACCAGGACGUCACCUAUGGAGCCGCAAGGCAGAGAGUUUCUGAAACUGCGCAGCAUCGACACCACGGCUCUGGCCUCGGCCAGUGGCGCCAUGCUCGCAUUCAACAUCCAAGACCCGCGGCUGGACGAGCCAAAGACGGCACACAGUGUACAGGGCAACUCGCGGGGCCAGGGGCCCGGCCGGAACCUGUACCACAUCUUGCAGGACUGGCCGUCGAACGACGUGGAACGGCAGCCCUCUGGUCUCUUUGACAGCAAGGCCCGCCACAACUCGACAAAGCUGGUGGCCCAGGCCACCCUCGACAAACGCCGCGGCAAGCUGUCCACGAACGAGCACCUGCUCCUGGACAGCAACCCCGAGUGCCGCCCGAUCCCCGUCAUCGUGGCCGCCGCCGACGGUGCCUCGUCGGUCCCGGCGUCGGCCGAUCCUCAUGCGUCGAGAAAAAGCGGCACGGCCAGCUGCACGUGGACCAUCAUUGCGCCCCGCGCCUGCAUUCCCAGCAUCUGGCAGCGCCUGCACCGGCAGCGCAUGAGCAGCGGCCAGCAGCCCAUGCCUGCGGGGCUUGAAGAGGAGCACCACAUGGCCCUGGAGCGCGGCCGGCCCUGGUUCCCUGCGGAUUUCCCGGGCACGCCCACGGGCUGGGACUGGGAGCUGCAGAGCCGCCGGCGGCAGGAGAAGAUGUGGAAGGACAAGCCGACGGCGAAGCGCACGCAGUGGGCGGCCGUCGAUCUGGGCAACGGGACGAAGGGCGAGCUGGGCUCGGGGUAUGCGUGCGACUGGGAGUUUUUGUUUGGCGUGGACACGGUACCGGCUACGCUUGCCGAGGAGGAUGGCAAUGGCAGCAACGGUAGCAACGGUAGCAACGGUAGCAACGGCGACGCCGGUGGUGCCGACACGAUCCUCGCGGAAGACACCGUGAUGGACGUCGGCGAGCCACGCCUCCAGGAAUCCGUCCAGUUCCAGGCGCUUCAGCCACAGAGCGCAGCGCCGCCGCCCAUUGUGCGCCUCCUGCAGCAUGCCACCUGGAACGACGUCCGCGACGCCGUCCAGACCGCACGGCUGCAACAGCCGGUCGUCUGGCGCACGCCCUACCAGCUGAUGACGAUUUACGUCGAGCUGCUCAAGGGCGGCGUCCCGGACGCGCGGGCCCGCAUCUACCGCCUCCCCUCCGACAGUCACCACCACCGGGCUCAGUGGCUUGCCUUGGCCGCCGCGAAGUCGACCAAGGGCCACCAAAGCGACCAGCUCAGACGCCCGCCCAUGCCGCAGCGCAUGCCUGCCGACGCCGACAUCACGACGCGCAAGAAGCUGCUGGCCCAGUCCUUGCUGGACACACAACUCCCGUACCCGCGGCCGUCUGCUGUAUCGGCAGACGACCUGCACCUGCCCAUCCCUGGCCGUCACGACCUGAUGGGCUUCCUCACCAGCGGCGCGCUCCGCUUCCUGACGUCCAAGGGUGCGGGCAUUGGGCACGUCAGCGCGCCCAAGUUGAUGGAGGCCAUAUUGGCGGCCGACGGCGCAGACACUGCAGAACAACCGGCGACACCCGGUCGCCGCGUGCCCAUCGGCCGAGACGCACGGCUGUGUAUUGUGCGCAACGCGGGCGAGCGGGUUGGCCACUUGGCACGCUGGACGCCGAUCAGCAACUGA
Molecule: messenger RNA, 2829 nt
Organism: Sporothrix brasiliensis 5110
Lineage: Eukaryota; Fungi; Ascomycota; Sordariomycetes; Ophiostomatales; Ophiostomataceae
Product: ribonuclease p complex subunit
Exons: 1
Coding region: 1-2829 (942 amino acids)
Biological process (GO): tRNA 5'-leader removal
Cellular component (GO): ribonuclease MRP complex; nucleolar ribonuclease P complex
Source: RefSeq, a predicted model, not a curated record